This is a messenger RNA of Sabethes cyaneus, 3585 nucleotides long. Its product is annotated as transmembrane protein 62-like. Lineage: Eukaryota; Metazoa; Arthropoda; Insecta; Diptera; Culicidae. The transcript is spliced from 4 exons. The record is from RefSeq and is a predicted model, not a curated record. Bases 336 to 2378 code for a protein of 680 amino acids. Gene Ontology annotation, molecular function: hydrolase activity.
GCAGGUAAACAAACCGUUUUCUUGGCAAAAAAUCAAUAACCAAAAGCUAACGGGAUUGACCGGAUUGGCCAAUUUAUUCACCGUUCACCGUGUCGCUAGAAUAAGAAUCAAUUAGGUGCUCCGUGAUCGUUUCUUUUUUAUUAGGAUAUCUGCGGUCGUUCACGUUUAUUUUGAAACCAAAAAUUUUGAGUGCUCAUGGUUAUUUGCGUUGUAUUGUCGGAAAACCAUGAAAACAGGGAUUAAUCAGCUGAGCUAAGUCACUUUGGUGGGGUCGGCGGAAAGUCACGUCGUAGAGUUCAACAAACGAGGAACGUAUUUUCUUCAAGAAUAUCAUAAUGCGUUUUACCACAGCCGCAAUAUCUUUGAUUACUUUUAUUGUGAUAUUUUCGAUAUUUGUGGCAAAUGUCGCGAAUUUGGUUGGUAUUGACAGCAAGCUGAGUAAGCGGCUGGAUGCCGCUUAUAGUGAAGGCCAGCAACGAUGGAAUGCGGAACGACAACGGUGGACGGGUGGUUCUUUCAAGCUUGACGAUAGCCCGCGGCAUCUCAUGUGGUUUCUACAGAUCUCCGAUCUUCACAUCAGCCUCUAUUUAGACCCGACGCGCAUUCCCCACCUGAUCGAGUUUUGUAAUCGCACGGUGGAUAUAAUUCGACCGUCGGUGGUUUUAGCAUCCGGCGAUCUGACGGAUGCGAAAACGGCCAACUUUCUUGGAUCCCAGCAGCACGAGAAAGAGUGGCGUUGGUAUCGGGACGUUCUGCGAGAUACAAACGUGUUAAACAAAACUGUUUGGUUGGACAUUCGAGGCAAUCAUGAUAACUUUAACGUCCCAGCACUGCAAGCCAAGCAGGAUCUGUUUACCAACUAUUCCGUUCAGGGCAGAGCACACCCACGCUCAUACAUGCAUCAUUUAGCGACGAAGGAUGGCGAUCGUUACAGCUUCAUAGGGGUUGACGCCUGCUUAGAACCAGGCCCAAAACGACCAUUUAAUUUUGUCGGAAUGUUGUCUAUGAAUGAAACACAACAUAUCAUGAGUCUGGCAGAAAAGUCAAGGGACAUGGGAACGAAUUAUACGAUUUGGUUUGGCCAUUAUCCUACGUCGUGUAUACUGACACCAGGCUUGGGAACAAGUGGAGUUCGGAACUUGGUUGGCAAAUACCAGGAAGGGUAUGCCUAUCUUUGCGGACAUUUUCACAAGCUGGGUGGAGCAGUUCCACAAAUGUAUACGAUGCAGAGGGAAGGUUUUCUUGAGCUUGAGCUUGGGGAUUGGAUGAAAAACCGCCUCUACCGGUUGGCCGCUUUCGAUCAUGGACAAUUUUCGUUCGUUGAUUUGCAACAUAAUCAAUGGCCGGUGGUAUUGAUAACGAAUCCCAAGAAUGCACUCUUCAACAUACCUGACAAAGAGGAUCCUCAUGCCCAGCUUCAUUCUAGUCAUGUUCGGUUGCUUGCCUUUUCUCCAGCCAAGAUUACUGAGUGCCAGGUAAAAUUGGAUAAGCAAAAUUGGGUCGACUGCACUCCUGUCAGUAGGGAACUGUUUGUGGUCCCGUGGAUAGCGGAACAUUACUCGCAUGGCAUACAUAAAAUAUCCGUUUUUGUACGUGAUGAAGAUGGGCGGUAUCGGGUGAUUGAACAAGAAUUCACCCUUGAUGGAUCACGGAAGAAAUUUAGCCUGUUGGCACGCUUUGUGUUGAUGUACGAUACAAACAAAAUUUUCCAAGCUUUCUUUAGCGUGGCUUUGAUUUCCUGCUUGGUGCCGCUAUGUGUGUUUCGCAUAUGGCACAUGCUCGUGAGAAAUGGAACUGUGGCUCGUCCUCGAAUCCGAAGUUUAUGCUGUCGCGGUUGGAUUAGAAAGAUGUGGAUACUUUCGACGGUCGAUCGGCUUAUAUUUCCCAUUGUUGGAUACUGUUUGUACUUGACGUGCGGCCCGUGGUCAUUCGGGGAAGUUAUAGACGGUCACAUGGGCGUUGUUUUCGUUUGGGGCAUUUUCGUAAACGGUGCUUUUCUGCCAGGAACUUUAACCUAUUUUUACGGGUUCUUCCAACUAGUAUUCUGUCAGUUUCCGUUGAUAAAUAUUUACGCUAAUAACGCACAGAAACGAUUCUAUCGUGGACCAUCCAGCGGGGAAAAAAAGUUAAACUUUUUGGCCGCCACGUGGCAGAAUCUUUCUUUCAUCCUCAUUAUGGCGGUUGAAUUGCUGUUGGCUUUGAUCUUCUGGAAUGCUUACGGAACGUUGGCAUUUAUCAUCACCCCACUGCGGACAUGGUCUAUCGUGCUAAAUAUACUGCUGUGGUAUCAAUCGAAAAAUUUGCCUAUAAAGUGUCUUCAAUCGGCGGCUGCUGUUUGGUCUCCGCCAACAGAGUCUAAAUCGGCGCUUUCCCAGUGAUUAGUUCAUUACUAUGACUGAAAAUGUUUCACGCGAAUUUGGUAUUAAAUUAGGAAUUGAGUGUUUUCACCUUUUUCUGCCUUCGAAGGAAGCUAUUAGUUAGUAAAAUUUAUUUUUAUAUAGAAUAUAUUGACUAAGCAAAUUUGUUAUCCACAUAAUACAAUACAGAUCAUUGGUUUGAAAUAUAAUAGAAUAACCACUGUAACUAGAGACAAUUUUACAAACAACAUUCAAAAUUUCUAAGCAAUCGUGCGUAGUCUUUGAUGUACAAAAAUAAUAUGAAUGCCAGUAGCGUCACUUGAAAAGUUUUUGUUUUCUGUUAGUAUUAGGUAAAAUGUAAAACGGAUAUUUUUCUGCUAAUUUAUUUACUGAUCACUACAUUACAAUAUGACGAUUUCUAACUGAUUAGUAACAUGUGUGUCAACGUUAUUUUAAGCUGAAUUGUUACAGUACCAAAGUAUUUAAUUUUCAGGGUUAAGUUUUUUAUUGAUAAGCACAGUACAGAAUGUUUAUUUUUAAUUUGGGUUGCUGCAUUCAGUUACACUCAUACUGGCUUAUUCCACUUUGAGGCCUAACAGAGGCAAACUCUAUAAAAGUAAUGUAUGAAACAUUUAUAGAACUGAGCGUAAUGUACUAUCUCCAUAAUUGCCAAUGUUUUUCUUAUGAGGGAGUGUUUUUUUGUAAAGAACGAAUAUUGGUAGAACUGGAAAAAAUGAUAUACAAACUGUGAAAAAUAAUUGACUGUCUAGGUCGGAUUUCAGCCCACAACCCUCAAUCAUUGUUUUUUUUAUUGUUUAUUAUUGCUAAUGAAAAAAUUACAACUUUAGCAACAGCGUAAGUACAGAAAAUAAUACAGUACUUUAUUCAGAAAGAUUGUAGAUUACACUAAAGUCUACAAAUGUUACAUCCAUGACUUUUGCAGAUUUUACUUCUGAAGCAGAACAGUUCGAUGAGAGUAGGUGAGCGUAAGUGAGCCCAGUAACCCCUUUUUUAAUAUUGGUAUUUAGAUAUAUUUUCCUAUAGCCAAAGUAGGUUUUGUAAAAUUGGCUGUUUUUAUUCUAACUAUUUUUUGAGCCACCGAAUACAAAAUAAUCGAACUCCCUGUUAUAUAAUUUAUAUUAUAUUUUAUCUGUUACUACACUUCAAGAAUAGUUGAUGUGAAAAAGGGCAAUUAUUGUAUGAGGCACAUUUAUUUUUUGUGAUGAUA